AUGACGAUUAAUCCUGAAGCACCAAGGCAGAACCAUCAAGUUGAAGAGGUACCUGCUCAGAAAAAGAAAGAGGAAACUAAACCUAUCAUGAUGAAACAGUUGGAAAAAUUUAUUCAAACUGACAACUUAAGUAAAGAAGAGAGAGAAGAGGCCUGCACUUUCUUUAAAGAAGAAAGCUGUUUACUUACAAUAGAACAUCAGGCUAGUAGGAAGCAUAGUGAUGCAGAUGCACUUUCUCAGCAAUAUUACCCUCAGGAAGUUAGUAGUAAUAGGGUAGAAAUAAAUAUUAGUGCACAAAAAUGUAGGGAAUGGUUACUCUUGCUAGUAGAAUAUGAUGCUGAGGAAUGUGAAGUAACAGAGACAUGGUGGGAUUCUGAUGAAGAAUUUGAAACGUUUAUGAUGUUAGAAGAUGUGGUUGACAAAAGGAAAAAAGAUAUAAAAUUGGAAGAAGGUAAAGAAUUAAGAAGUAGUUUGAUAGGAUUUACAACCCAUAUUGAUAGAAAUAGGCUUGGAAUCCAAGACAGUAACCUAAUAAAGUUCCAAAAAUUGACGAUAGGAUACCAUAUGGCAUUACGCUUUACCCACUUAACUAGGUCAUAUGGGUAUGCUGAGCCUUUGAACGAAUGUGUUGUUAAUGCUGAUAGAAAUGCCCAACUGAGGAGGAAUCAUGAGGUCAUAAUCGUACACCCACUUGAGAUCGAUAACAAGUUUCUACAAAGUCAAUGA
This is a messenger RNA of Cetraspora pellucida, 726 nucleotides long. The record is from the annotation of a GenBank genome assembly. Lineage: Eukaryota; Fungi; Glomeromycota; Glomeromycetes; Diversisporales; Gigasporaceae.